Messenger RNA from Ricinus communis (castor bean), 1108 nucleotides. RefSeq names its product putative Myb family transcription factor At1g14600. The record is from RefSeq and is a predicted model, not a curated record. The coding region runs from base 39 to 1019 and encodes 326 amino acids. Gene Ontology annotation, molecular function: transcription cis-regulatory region binding. NCBI's taxonomy places the organism in Eukaryota, Viridiplantae, Streptophyta, Magnoliopsida, Malpighiales, Euphorbiaceae. The transcript is spliced from 6 exons. Gene Ontology annotation, biological process: abaxial cell fate specification; regulation of DNA-templated transcription.
CCAAACCCCCUUUUUUUUAACCAGAAAAAGAAUAUAAAAUGAAAAAUAAAAGACCCAACUCCUUUCACUUUUCUCCCUCAGCAGAGACAAUGAAGAGAGUAGGAGUUGAUGCUGUUGUUGAGAGCUCUCUCAAAGGGUCUCCUUCCUCUCCUCUUGAAAAUCUUGACUAUGCUUUACAAUCUUGUGACGAUCAUAUAAGAGUUAUUAGGAGGCGACUUGAUCAUAAAUUGUCUCCUGAGUUAACCUUGAAAUCUCCCAUGGUUAGGCCUUAUGUUCGAUCAAAAUUGCCUCGGCUUCGAUGGACACCUGAUCUUCACCAAUGCUUUGUUCAUGCAGUCGAAAGGCUUGGUGGAGAAGAUCGAGCUACUCCAAAGAUGGUUUUGCAGAUAAUGAAUGUGAAGGGCCUCACCAUAUCUCACGUAAAGAGCCAUCUUCAGAUGUAUCGUAGCAUGAAGCACGAGCAAAUGAUACAAGAAGCGGCUAUGGCAGCUAAAAAGAAGAAUGAUAAAGCACUUGGAAUUCACCAGCCAAACUUUUUCUCACACCUGAAUUCAAUGCGUUGCCAUCAGUUUAAAACCGAAGACGAUAGCAAUAAUGCACUGCUCAAUCAAGGCUGUAGAGCUGAUAACCCUAUUUACAAGCUGGCUUCUGAAAAUACUAGCAUGUCAACUCAAAGGAUAGAAAAGCAAGAGAUUUGGAAUAUUGGAAAAAAAGUGAGUGAUGAGUCAUUCUCACAUGAAGAAGUAACGAGUCAGGAAUGGGAGCAGAAGCCUGAUCCGUCUAUCAUCUUCAAGGAUCUACUAAAAAGCAGCAGCACAGCCCAAGAGACCCACGAGCAAGAAAAGGUGUGGAGGGUAGAUGGUGUUGGUAGGAAUAGAAAUGAUAAGAGUUUAGUAGAAGGUGACAAAGUUUCUUUAUCACUAAAAUCCAAAGCUUCUUCGGAGUGGUCAUUACUGAAGCUGAGGAAAGCUGAUAGUAUUUAUUUGAAUGAUGUUUCUCUCGAGCUUACUCUUGGUUAGCAAACUAUAUUAUAUAUAUAAAUAUAUGAAUUUGGAGACAGUUCGGACUUUUUGUGAAAGAAUAUAUCUUGGCUUUGAUCAUUUUGUUA